AUGACGCAAACCGCCCGUGACAGCCUGUCCAGCCCGCGAACUGUGUCUACUGCUACGAUCCCAAUCACGCCUCCAGCCCAACCCGAUCUCUCCCGUCCAAGAUUGAAACACAUAGCGAGAUGGAUCCGCGAUGAGCUGGACUUGCGUGUCGCUCGGGAUGGUCCCAACGUCCUUCAUCCGGACGAUGUGUUGACUCUCCACGAGACCCUCGUCGCUCUCCAACAUGCACAAAACAUGACGAUUUCCGUCUUACGAGCGACCGGAAUACACAAAGCUGUUCAAGACAUUGCAGGCGUGGCGACGCGAUGGCCCAGUAGAUUAUGCGACGACUGCGACAAGAUAAUCGAUAUAUGGACCGCGAAGUUCGGGCCGUUCAGUGAAAUACAUCCGUUUUUGUACGGGAGAGGAGGACGCCUCGAAGGAAUUGCGAGUAUACGUGACUACUCUCAGGAGGCAUUGCUCAAACGAUGGGCUGAAACAUGUCCUGAGAAGAUUCAACCCAGGCGCUCACACAGGCUGGGUGACCUGAGUUUCGUAGCUGGCCAAUGGUGGAUCAACCCAUUAUUCGCACACCAUGCUGGCAUCAUCGGGCUCGAAGCUUGUAACGGUGGCACAACGUACGACAAGCACGGCGCCUAUGCUCUACUACUCAAAGAUACAGGUGAGAUCGAAGCCGCAUCUGAACAGCGCUUCACCUAUCGCGUACCACAAACCGACAAAGGCAAAUUUCGUCUGACCUCGGCCACUCCCAAAAGCCGUGAUCCUGUAAGAGUACUUCGCAGCCACAGUAUCAACAGCGUUUGGGGCCCAAAGGCUGGUGUAAGAUAUGAAGGCUUGUAUAGCGUCAAAGGAUGGUCAAUAAAACAAGCAAAAAGUAGUGAUCUCGCCGGCGAGCAAUGGAAGGAAGGCGAUAUCCUAUUCGAUGUCAAAUUCGAACGUACAGACUCCGUACCUAUGGACGUAGUCACCAAACGACCUACCGCAACCGAAGUAGACGACUACGCCGAAUACAAGCGACUUCGCAAGGUGAACCGAGACGGAAAGCGUAAGGAACCAAGCGUGGUACCUAUCAAAAAUGAUUUCUCGAUACCCCUCAAAACUGCUCCUCCAGUGCUACCAGCAUCUCUCCCGGUCGUCGAGGAUACCUCUUUGAACUCUCGCAGCAAGACUGUCUUCAAACAUCUCCACUUCGACGAAGAAGCCCACAUCCAUAUGCUCGAGAAAGAAGUCAUAUUCUCUCCCAAAUCCAUCCCAAAGACCGACCCUCUUACCUUCGCAGCCACAACAACGGGUAAAAGCAACACCCUCGCCGUCCCCGCAUCGCUCAUCCGCACAAACACUCAUCAUCAUCAUCAUCAUCAUCAUCAAGGACACGGAAAAACCGACAAUCUACAGAGUGAACAGCACGGAAAAGCUAGCCCAGUUGGUUCAAAUGCCAGUAGUGCGCACACAUCCAUCAGCACAUUCCCUGGAAUCAACAUCCACGAAGUAGCACCCUGGAUCGAUUAUGACGUUGGACUCACAGUUCCUUCGCCAACAGAAGAUGAAACCGUUGUCCAUCAACGGCCAAUCAUCACGCAGUCUAUUGCUACAGAAUCGAUCAAGACGAUUGAUACCAGAUCGUCUGUCAAAAUAAGUGGCACAUCACGCAGCAAUUCUGGGACGGUGAGACAUAUGGGUUUGCCAAGCGCCUCUGUCAACGAGAGUGAUCGUGAUGAUUACUAUCAUGGAAACAGAAAAGAUGGAAAUUUCAAAGAUGGCCUUAGUCCGCACAGUACUUUGAAGAAAGACGGAAACAAACGGAAAAGUAUUUUGGUCAAAAGCAGACAUUCUACGGCUAAACUUUUUGACGGGGUUGUCGAUGUGAAGAGAAAGAAAAAGAGGCGUGAUAUUGAGUCGACAGGUCUAGAUGGUGGUGGUGGCAGUGUGGUGUUUAGAGAUCCUUUCAAAGACUUCGACUUCAGUAUAUAG
This is a messenger RNA of Alternaria arborescens, 1971 nucleotides long. RefSeq lists its product as hypothetical. NCBI's taxonomy places the organism in Eukaryota, Fungi, Ascomycota, Dothideomycetes, Pleosporales, Pleosporaceae. Bases 1 to 1971 code for a protein of 656 amino acids. The transcript is spliced from 3 exons. The record is from RefSeq and is a predicted model, not a curated record.